AUGAAGUGUGGAGCACUUUGUGUGUUUGCAGCCCAGGGUAGCUCAGCACCUCCCUCUUCUGAGAGGCAGAUCAUGUGGGACCAGAUCCUGCUGUCACAUUUGGUUGGAUUUGCUAAUAAAUUCAAGAUUGAUACUGUGACCCUGGCAUCCCAAGGCCAGGUCAUUUUCUGGAGAAUGACUACAGUCAUUGUCAUCCUGGCUGCAGUGAUCGCCCUGAUCAUUGGUUUUGGUGUCUGGGGAAAACACUCCAUCAGUGUGAUGGCACUGACAUCUCCAGGGAACAUUGGCCAGCACAGCAUCCUGGGCUGCACUUUUGAGCUUGACAUCCAGAUGGACAACAUAGCAAUCCAGUGGGCCAAGGAGGGAGUAGCUGGGCUGGUUCACAAGUUUAAGGGUGGGAAGGGCCACCUGUAAGAGCAAGAUCCAUCCUUUCAGGGCCAGGUGAUGGGCAGGAAUGCUUCCCUGGAGCUGAGGGAUGUUCAGCUCUCUGAUGCUGGCACCUACCAGUGCUCUGUCACCACAGCCAGAAGGAAUGAGGAAGCAGUGCUGCGGUACAGGACAGGAGGUGAGGGCUACAAGGAGCAAAAUCUAGCCUUCAGCAUCCCCGUGGUGCAGGUGGAGAACAGCAGCCAUGGGGACACAUUGCAGUGCGAAGCCCCGCACUGGUUCCGUUGCCCUGCCAUGCACUGGAUGGCCUACAGUGACACUGGGGGACCACCUGCCCCACGCUGCCAACGCAGCUAUGAGCUGAACCCUGAAAAAAUCACUGUGAGGGUGGUUUCCCUCCUGCAAAACAUCACUGCUAAUGCCAUCUACAACUGUGUGGUUGAAAACAGCAUUGCCAAGGCUAUGGGCAACAUCAGUGACAGGUAAGCCUCUCACUAUUCUUCUGCUACAGAUUUCAGUGUUACAGAGGUGACCAACUUGCAGCUGGUGAACCUGAAUGCAGAGUCAGUGUCAUCCUCUUUUCCAGCUUGUCACUGAAUGCUUUUGCUUCCCUUGUACCUGCUGUCAACAGGUACAGGUCAAUAUAAAGCCUCUAAAAUGCAAUUGGAAACUCUGCUGGAUCUGGAGAAAGCACCCACAGAAAAUAAGGCUGUCACAGCAACAUUUGUGGAGACUUCUGCUUUAAGCUAUUUUGGCAACCUUUUAGGAUGGAGUCUUAGAACUUUAUUGAAUGGUGGCAUCUACCAGGUCUUGUGCCACCCAAACUUUGGUCUCAGAAAUGGAUAG
This is a messenger RNA of Cinclus cinclus, 1233 nucleotides long. It is a transcript of the gene VTCN1, whose product is annotated as V-set domain containing T cell activation inhibitor 1. The record is from RefSeq and is a predicted model, not a curated record. Lineage: Eukaryota; Metazoa; Chordata; Aves; Passeriformes; Cinclidae. The transcript has 9 exons.